Molecule: messenger RNA, 942 nt
Organism: Entelurus aequoreus (snake pipefish)
Lineage: Eukaryota; Metazoa; Chordata; Actinopteri; Syngnathiformes; Syngnathidae
Gene: cryba1l1
Product: crystallin, beta A1, like 1
Exons: 6
Coding region: 83-709 (208 amino acids)
Biological process (GO): lens development in camera-type eye; visual perception
Molecular function (GO): structural constituent of eye lens
Source: RefSeq, a predicted model, not a curated record
CCUCUCAAAACUCUACGCGAGGCAGGCGGUAGGUAGCUGCGUUCUGCUCCCGAGCUCAUCCCUCCAAAAAGCAGGAGGUAACAUGUUCAGAACUACAAGGUCCCCAAUGAUGCAACCCCUGGUCAACUCAGGAAUGGGCAUGGCACCCUUCUUCAAGGUGACCGUGUUCGAGCAGGAGCAUUUUCAGGGUAAGUGCUUGGAGUUCACCUCCGAGUGCGUCAACAUCCAAGAUUGUGGUUUGGAUAACAUCCGAUCCAUCAGGGUGGAGAGCGGCGCCUGGGUUGGUUUCGAGCACCACGACUUCCAAGGCCAGCAGUUGAUCCUGGAGAGAGGAGAGUACCCCCACUGGGACUCCUACAGCGGCUCCAUCUCCUACCACGUGGAGCGUCUCAUGUCACUGCGCCCAAUCUACUGCGCUUCUCACCAGAGCAGCCGCAUGAUCAUCUUCGAGAAGGAGAACUUCAUGGGCCGCAGCGUGGAGGUCUGUGAUGACUACCCCUCUCUGCAGGCCAUGGGCUGGUUGGCUCCUGAAGUGGGCUCCAUGCACGUGCAGUGUGGCGCCUUUGUGUGCUACCAGUUCCCGGGCUACAGGGGCCAGCAGUACAUCAUGGAGUGUGAGAGACACAGUGGUGACUACCAGCACUGCAAAAACUGGGGCUCCCACUGCCAGACCCCCCAGAUUCAGUCCAUCAGGCGCAUCCAGCACUGAGAGGGGGACACACCAAGGCUGGAACAACAGCUCCUGUGCCCCCUCCUCAUCCAUUACCAUGGUCUACAUCUCCAGGCCACUCCACACCUCUUUGUGUGAUAAGAGACAAUAUGGCACUGUUAAAGCACUGGAACGACACACACACACACACACACACACACACACACACACACACACACACACACACACACACACACACACACACACACACACACACACACACACACUGAUAG